GCUUGGAAAUGUACUCCUUGGCGAGACCAUAGCCAUGACUGUUAGUACUGUGCCGUCUGUCCUCCAUUCAGGGAACAAGCAUGGAAGCCCGUCUAGGGGCCCGGGAAGCGUAGUACCCUGUAGAAAGAACGGAGGUCAAGGUCUCAUUUUCAUUAUUAUUUGGAAACCGCCGGGAAAUCAGUCAAAUGACAGCUUGACAUCAUGCUUUAGUUAUUCAGUACACGGACGGGUCUCGGCGUUGGACACGAAAUUACAGUAAUCGUGACCUGUUUUUUUUGCGCAUAUAGUAGGGCACAACUAUAAAGAGCUUUCUGACUCC
Molecule: messenger RNA, 319 nt
Organism: Serpula lacrymans var. lacrymans S7.9
Lineage: Eukaryota; Fungi; Basidiomycota; Agaricomycetes; Boletales; Serpulaceae
Exons: 2
Coding region: 35-259 (74 amino acids)
Source: RefSeq, a predicted model, not a curated record